This is a messenger RNA of Durusdinium trenchii, 441 nucleotides long. The record is from the annotation of a GenBank genome assembly. Lineage: Eukaryota; Dinophyceae; Suessiales; Symbiodiniaceae.
AUGGCAUCCUUGCAAGGCCAGCAGCGUGAUGCAUUGCGGCCCUUCUCACCCGUCCACACUUUGCUGGUGCCACUGCCAUGCCCACAGGGUGGCCCACCGCAAGUGUCGUCUAUGCUCGAGGCGAGGCCAACGACUCUAGGGUGGCCAGAGUCAGUGGAGAGCGAGUCCUUCUGGGAAGUGGCACCUGACCUGGCGGAUUCUCCCGCUGCGGCCUGGGCCAUGAGCGGCGCCUUCCCGGCGGAGCUGAAGCCGCUCUUCGUGGAGUGCUUCGGGGUGCGUGAGGUGGUGGACACCGCAGCCCUCCGGGAGGGCAUCUUGGCCAGGGUCAACCACGGCAAGCGUGCUGGUGGCUCAAGGCCAGGUGGCUUCGGUGGCUUUGGGAGCUUUAGUGGAGAGCACUUGGGCUCCAAAGCCGUUAACGAGUCGCUUAGCAGCAUGUAG